Molecule: messenger RNA, 4614 nt
Organism: Sorex fumeus (smoky shrew)
Lineage: Eukaryota; Metazoa; Chordata; Mammalia; Eulipotyphla; Soricidae
Gene: MAP4K5
Product: mitogen-activated protein kinase kinase kinase kinase 5
Exons: 32
Coding region: 435-3029 (864 amino acids)
Biological process (GO): protein phosphorylation
Molecular function (GO): ATP binding; MAP kinase kinase kinase kinase activity
Source: RefSeq, a predicted model, not a curated record
CCGGGAGGGUGUCGUGUCCCGCUCUGGCCUCAGGGCGGCACUCUGGGCUCGCGGCCGGCGCGCUCGGGCGGGCCACUGGGCGCCGCCGACCCACACUGGCCGGGAACGUGUCUCCCGGUGACGCAGCCCCGGGUGGGGAACGUGGUGCGGCUGGCGGCGGCGGCGGCGGGCUACGCGCUUGCACGGCCGGCGAGGGGACGUGCGGCGGCGCAGGGGCUGGAGCGGCGGGCGGGCGCCGGCCGAGCUGGGACGCAGGCGCGGUGCGGGGCAGUCGGUCCCGGGCGCGGCGCUCAACAAAGAGUGGGGCCGCCUCGGCUCAGGCGGAGCGGCGGGGCCGGAGGCUCCAUGUUGGGAAGCGGCGCGGCGCGUCCUCGUUAGCGGGAACCGGGGCGCCGCCGCGGGCAGAGCCGGCGGGGGCCGGGCCCUGAGCGAAGAUGGAGGCCCCGCUGCGGCCUGCCGCGGACAUCCUGAGGCGGAACCCGCAGCACGACUACGAGCUCGUUCAGAGGGUCGGCAGCGGCACCUACGGAGACGUCUAUAAGGCAAGGAAUAUACACACAGGAGAGUUGGCUGCAGUAAAAAUUAUCAAAUUGGAGCCUGGAGAUGACUUUUCUUUGAUUCAACAAGAAAUCUUUAUGGUUAAAGAAUGUAAACAUUGCAAUAUUGUCGCCUACUUUGGGAGCUAUCUCAGCCGGGAAAAACUGUGGAUUUGUAUGGAAUAUUGUGGUGGUGGAUCGCUUCAAGAUAUUUACCAUGUUACUGGACCACUAUCCGAAUUGCAAAUAGCUUAUGUGUGCAGAGAAACUUUACAGGGUCUUGCUUAUCUGCACACUAAAGGCAAAAUGCAUAGAGAUAUCAAAGGUGCAAAUAUUUUAUUGACAGAUCACGGUGAUGUAAAAUUGGCUGAUUUUGGUGUUGCUGCAAAAAUAACAGCUACAAUUGCAAAGAGAAAAUCUUUCAUUGGCACCCCUUAUUGGAUGGCCCCAGAAGUUGCAGCAGUGGAAAAGAAUGGGGGCUACAACCAGCUUUGUGAUAUCUGGGCAGUAGGGAUAACAGCGAUUGAGCUUGGAGAACUUCAGCCACCUAUGUUUGAUCUUCAUCCAAUGAGGGCUCUCUUCUUAAUGUCAAAAAGUAAUUUUCAGCCUCCAAAACUAAAGGACAAAACAAAAUGGUCAUCAACAUUCCAUAAUUUUGUCAAAAUAGCACUAACCAAAAACCCCAAAAAAAGGCCAACUGCCGAAAGACUUCUGACCCAUACUUUUGUAGGGCAACCAGGUCUCUCUAGGGCCUUAGCAGUUGAACUCUUGGACAAAGUGAACAAUCCAGACAACCAUGCACAUUACACUGAAGGUGAUGACGAUGACUUUGAGCCCCAUGCAAUCAUUCGUCAUACCAUCAGAUCUACAAACCGGAAUGCCAGAGCUGAAAGGACAGCUUCAGAAAUAAAUUUUGACAAAUUACAAUUUGAACCACCUUUGAGAAAAGAAACCGAAGCCCGGGAUGAAAUGGGUGUGUUCUCAGACCCAAACUAUGUAUUACAGUGGAAUCCUUUUGUUGAUGGUGCAAAUACCGGCAAAUCAACUUCAAAACGUGCAAUACCACCUCCCCUACCUCCUAAGCCAAGGAUAAACAAUUAUCCUGAAGACAACCUUCCUGAUGAAGAAAAAUCAUCAACUGUAAAACGGUGCCCUGAUUCAGAGAACAGAGCUCCCCAUGUUCUCCGAAGACAGAGUAGCCCGAGUUGUGUUCCAGUUGCCGAGGCAUCCUCUAUUGGUAUGGCUAGCAGUAUCAGCAGCCUUGGAGCGCAUACAGCCAGAUACUGUGAUCUGGGAAAUGGUGAUGGUAUUUCAAAACUGAUUAGUGAAAAUACAGAAGGAUCAGCACAAGCUCCACAAUUACCACGAAAAAAGGACAAGCGAGACUUCCCUAAACCUGCCAUCAAUGGCCUUCCACCUACCCCAAAAGUUCUGAUGGGAGCAUGUUUUUCCAAAGUUUUUGAUGGCUGUCCUUUGAAAAUUAAUUGUGCAACAUCUUGGAUACAUCCUGAUACAAAAGAUCAGUACAUUAUUUUUGGAACUGAAGAUGGUAUUUACACUUUGAAUCUCAAUGAACUACAUGAGGCAACCAUGGAACAGUUGUUUCCACGGAAAUGUACUUGGCUUUAUGUUAUCAAUAACACUUUGAUGUCAUUGUCAGGGAAAACUUUUCAGCUCUACUCUCAUAAUCUUAUAGCUUUGUUUGAACAAGCCAAAAAACCAGGAUUAGCUGCCCACAUUCAAACUCAUAGGUUCCCAGACCGCAUACUACCAAGAAAGUUUGCUUUGACAACAAAGAUUCCUGAUACAAAGGGCUGCCACAAAUGUUGCAUAGUCAGAAACCCUUACACAGGUCAUAAAUACCUCUGUGGAGCUUUACAGUCUGGAAUUGUUUUACUUCAGUGGUAUGAGCCAAUGCAGAAAUUCAUGUUGAUAAAGCACUUUGAUUUUCCAUUGCCAAGUCCUCUGAAUGUUUUUGAAAUGCUGGUAAUACCAGAACAGGAAUACCCUAUGGUCUGUGUAGCUAUUAGCAAGGGCUCUGAAUCAAAUCAGGUAGUUCAGUUUGAGACAAUCAAUUUGAACUCUGCAUCUUCAUGGUUUACAGAAAUUGGUGCAGGCAGCCAACAAUUAGAUUCCAUUCAUGUAACGCAAUUGGAGAGAGAUACUGUUCUAGUGUGCUUAGAUAAGUUUGUAAAAAUUGUAAAUCUACAAGGAAAACUAAAAUCAAGUAAGAAACUGGCCUCUGAGCUUAGUUUUGAUUUUCGCAUUGAAUCUGUAGUAUGUCUUCAAGACAGUGUGUUGGCUUUCUGGAAACAUGGAAUGCAGGGUAAAAGCUUCAAAUCAGAUGAGGUUACCCAGGAGAUUUCAGACGAAACAAGAGUUUUCCGCUUAUUAGGAUCAGACAGGGUGGUGGUUUUGGAAAGCAGGCCAACAGAAAACCCUACUGCACACAGCAAUCUUUAUAUCUUGGCUGGACAUGAAAAUAGCUACUGAGCAGAAGAAACUGAUCUUAAAUGUCAGGAAAAUGAAUAUGCUCCAUUGAAAGCAAAAAUAUUUUAAGGAUAUUUCAGUAUAUAAAUACACUAUGAUUUGCAUUAAUUGUUAGGGGAAUGAUCUGUACUUUAAGGUGGAAUUCAAUAUUUUCUGUAGCUGGAAACAGCUAUUCUAUCUCUUGCCACUGUGUGGUGGUUAUAUCAAGUUUGCUUAAUAAAAGCUAUGAAACAAGUAGUCCUCUAGUUCUAGGAAACAGUCUUUUUAAAAAGAUAAUGUUUAUAACAAGGGUGCCAUGAUAUUUUUAGAUUACAGUUCGUGUGAUUCUCUUCAAAGAGAUAAACUUAGUGACAGGUUUUUAUUUUAUACCAUGUUUUAGUCUUUUCUUAAUGAACAUAAUUUGAUAAAGAAAUUAUCAGAUAAGCCUUUUGCUUUUACAUUGACCAUUCUGUAUGUUUUUGUAAAAUAGAAUAUUUAAUCCUUAUUUAUUAAUCUCUUGCUGAAGUGGUGUAAUGUAUCUAACUUUUGGCAGAGGAGGGUUUGCAGCUUAAAUUUUUUAUGAUGUAUAAAAAAAUUGUUUACCUUUUAAGAAUAGUACUUUGAGGGGUUAAACGGCAGUUUUGAGAUUCAGUACAUACAAUUUUGUUUAACACAAGUAUUUUUUUGUAAUACUGUAUCAUGCAGAGUUGCCAUGAGAAGAGGUUUUGUGUUUUCAGCUGCAGGUAGUUUUAGGAGAUGUACACAGAGACACGAUACACAAGAGACUGAUGAUGGUUGAAAUAUUGUUAGAAAGGGUGUGUAUAGGUGUGACCACCAUAUAUAUAUAUAUGUAUGUAUUCUUGACAAGCAGUGUAAUACACCUGUGAUUUUUUUUUACAUUAGGGAUAUGCAUAAGAACUUAAUCUUCAUAUAUAUUAUCAUCCCUAGUGUGGGGGGUGGGGAGUAUUUAACUGCCCAUGAUAUGUAUUUUACUUAUACUAUGCGAAUGGGGAAACUGUUAAGCAGCUACACUUUUAUUCUUGGAUUUUUCACAUAUGUAGGUAUGCAUUUUGAGUGGGUUGGGGGGGUGGGAUUUUACCUGAAAUUGAGUUCCUGGUGGGUUAGUAAAUAAGUAUUAUAAAAAUCAGUGUUUCAGUAAUAAGGAUAAGAUCAGUUUCGAGCUGGCUUCUCUUUUGCAAUUGAUGGUAUUUAAAGUGGUACAUGUUAUCUUAGUACACUUAUUGAAAACAGAAUUGAGAUGAAGAACAAAAGGUUACCAGCAGCAAAUUAUGGGUUUAUUCUGACCAGUUACAUAUGAGGAAGAAAGUAGAACUGUCUCAUUCCAUUUUUUCAGCAAGUCUGUGAAAAAGGUGUCAUCUCCAUUUUUCAGUUGAGGAAAUAGCAGUAUAGCAAGGUCAAGAGACUUACCCUGUUCCUACGGCAAGUUAGUGGUUGAGCCAGAUCAUGAGUCUUCUGACUCUGUUCUUUUCACUAUGCAAACAAUAAAAUGUUAUAAAAUUAAAAUAUAAAUUAUUUGUCUUUUUUUGUUUUUAUAAUUAUUGAGGUUAACUAGAUUUAUAUUGGUGUUAAUAUUUAUGCUUUAUCUGUU